This is a messenger RNA of Sinocyclocheilus grahami, 284 nucleotides long. Its product is annotated as nebulin-like. The annotation marks the transcript as partial. Lineage: Eukaryota; Metazoa; Chordata; Actinopteri; Cypriniformes; Cyprinidae. The record is from RefSeq and is a predicted model, not a curated record. The transcript is spliced from 3 exons.
ACUAUGAGGAGGGUCCAACAGUCACCACCACGACCACCUCAAUGUCUCAUGGUGUUGAGCUUGGACCUAGUGGCCUUGCCAAACGCACGGUUAGGAAGAAGGUGAAGGUGGACACCUCCAAGUUCAUGACUCCUUACCUGGCUCACAGCCAGAAGAUGCUUGACCAGUACAGCCAUAAUAAAUACAGGGAGGAAUAUGAAAAAUCAAAGGGGCAGCCCUAUGCCAUUUCGGCUGACACACCUGAGAUGAUUCGCAUCAAGAAGGCCCAGGAGCAGCUCAGUGAG